Cornus florida is the source of this 1002-nucleotide messenger RNA. RefSeq lists its product as uncharacterized. Lineage: Eukaryota; Viridiplantae; Streptophyta; Magnoliopsida; Cornales; Cornaceae. The transcript has 2 exons. The record is from RefSeq and is a predicted model, not a curated record. The coding region runs from base 123 to 809 and encodes 228 amino acids.
ACCCAUUAAUACCUUUUCUUCUUAGGCUUCUUCCAUCUUUCUCUCACUGCAUAGAGAGAGAGAGAAAGAGAGAGAUCUAGAGAGAGCGUGUGUUGUUUUUAAUUUUGAGCUAGGAUCAAGAAAUGGGAGCCUGUGCCAGUGUGCCCAAGGCCAUGCUAGCCGAAGCCGGCCGUACGGCGCCACCACCGGAGCCGGCAAAGGAAGAAAAGGAGGUGGAGGAAGUGAAGGCAGAAGAACAAAGGAAGCCGGUGGAAGAAAAGAAGGUAGAGGUGGUGGAAGAUGGUGCGGUUGAUGAGAAUGAUAAGCGCCAAUCUCUUGAGGCUUUGCUCACCGAGCAUCAAAUUAAAGAAGUGAAGGAGUCACCAGAAUCUGAGAACACCACCACCCAAAAAGAAACCAUUCCAUCAGAGACAUCACAAAAGCCAGAAGAAGAACCAAAGGCCAAGGAAGUGUCCGUUGCAAAAGAGUCACCGGAAUCUGACACCACCACCCACGCCGAAACCACCAUUAAUCCUUUGGACACAGUACAAAAGGCAGAACCACCAAAGGCCGAGACGGUCACCAUUGCAAAAGAGUCACCGGAAUCUGACACCACCACCCACAAAGAAACCAAUAUUUCUUCGUCAGAGACGGUACAAAAGGCAGAAGAACCAAAGUUGACCGCCAACUUGGUUCCCAUUGCACGAGAGUCACCGGAGUCACCGGUUCUAAAGGCGGAAGAAGAGGAGUUUCCGGUAGCAGAUGUGGUUGCAAGGGUCCCGACGAUGUAUGAACCUGAGACCAUUAAAGAGGUGAAUAAAGCAGCAUAGUUAAUGGUAUUUAUGCUGAGCUGAAAUGGGAGGCUAUCAAUAUAUGUCGAUAUUGCUUACACACUAGGAGGGGUCCAGCCUAGCUGUUAAUUAGCUAGUGAAAAAGUAUUUGACAUAAACUCUAGUACUGUACUCAGGAUAUUUGGUUCUUGUUGAUUAUUAUUAUAUAUUGUUUUAAAAGUUUUUUAUUUUA